This is a messenger RNA of Zychaea mexicana, 854 nucleotides long. RefSeq lists its product as uncharacterized. Bases 145 to 573 code for a protein of 142 amino acids. NCBI's taxonomy places the organism in Eukaryota, Fungi, Mucoromycota, Mucoromycetes, Mucorales, Lichtheimiaceae. The transcript has a single exon. The record is from RefSeq and is a predicted model, not a curated record.
UCCCUAAAAACAAUUAAACUUCGUCAGAAUCACAUUGUUUUCGUCAAAUCUCGUUGUCUGCGUUGCAAAGGACGUGUCAGUUUUCGCUGUAGCGUACUUUUGUUGUUAUAGAGCACUGGUUAUGGGAAUCGUUCCUGAAGGCUGAUGAGGCUAUUUUUUGGUUUCGGGUUUGGCCUGACAGCUCUUUCUUUCGGUGUCUCUCUAGGCCUCUUGCCCUCUCUCGGGACCCGAAUCCAGCACAAACACUCCGUACUUUUGCCCAGAAUGGCGGAAGCAAUUCAGCGGCGUUAUAUUUUACCGACUCUUGGGCUUUUAAAUGGGGGGGGAGCGUCCCAUUUACUACUAAAUUGUUCCUCUUCGCCAUCUGUUGCACACGACGGCAAGUUAUGUCUUUGCUCUGUUUCGAAGUUUCCAUGCAUUACGCUUGGUGUUACAGAAUGUGGCGUUCCUUUUACUUUAGUGCACACGGCGCGUAAAAUAACAACAAAGUUCUGGAAACAGCAUCAUCAUUUGCUAUCAGGGUCGCUGCAACAAGUGCUAACAUGGUUUCCCAGAUGCAGGGCCCAGGAAUAGACACGGUAUGAUCUUUUCUAUUCAAUGAAAGCUUCUUACGAACAGAGCUCAAACCAUUUGAAAUCAGGUGUUCUUACCAGCGAAUUCGUCCUUACGCCACUAGUAGAUACAUACGUAAACAGGUAUAACAUUUUCCAGUAUCACGUCGACAUUACGUAUUAUAUGGCGUGCGUAUAUGUGACCAAAUGUAUACAUACAGCAGUAACGAUACAGCCGAGUUCGACAUCAGUAACACGACGCCUUCUUGCCUAUAGUUUGCAGACACGGUGAUGUAGCAUGAU